AUGUCAUUGAAUAUCCCUCAUCCGAAGCCAUCAGUCGGCGAGCGCAGAGGGCACCGACUGGCGCCCCUGCAGACGAAUUUCAGCCGGCCUACAUCACAAGCAGUUGCGGUUCCUGCGCGCCCUCCACGACCAUACAGACCCCGACCGGAAGAAUACCCAGAGAUUGCUGAGCAAGUCGACCGGGUGCCAUUGCAGCCCAAUGUGAAGCGGCAAUCAUCCAAGUCCGGACUUCGCAGCCUCUUUGGCCGCGACAAGCCUCGCAAGUCAGAUACUAAGCUCCCUCACAUCAACGAGUUGAAGCAUCCCACGACCCACCCAACACCAUCUCGAUCCACUACCAUGACCGACUCACCCUCGUGUGCUACGCCGAAAACUCUCAUCUCCCACUCCCUGGUGGCCUCCCCUACAUCCGAAUCACACCACUCGAUACCUCCUCCAGCCAGAAAUCAUACCCAUUCGAUUGAAGACCGGUCUACAGUGAGUGACACGGUCUGGAAACCUCCACCCUUGUUCCAAGCCUACCCGCAGGCCAUUAAGCAUGACAGUCUCCCUGCACCUGCACUAUCGGCAGACUCCAUCUUGCGUUUUCAGGGCUCGAAUGCGAAGAGCAGCUCCCGAGACGAAGACCGCCAGGGCGGCCAUCCCCACAGAGGCGAUACCGCGGAAGACUUGGCGGCUCGCAUGAAGAAGGAGGAAAAGGAGAAAUCGAAGCACAUGCGCUCUCUUUCGGAGACGAUCGGGAAGUCUGAAUGGACGCAAAAGGUAUACAUCCUCUCGACCUCGGGCUACAUCCUGCAGUACGCCGGCAGUGGCAAGCAUGACCGGUUACCAGAGAAGAUGCUGUUGUUGGGACCGAAAUCCGUCGCGUUUGCCAGCGACGCAAUUCCCGGCCGCCAUUGGGUCCUCCAAGUAUCCCAGGCCUCAGAGGAGGAUGGAGCUGCUGUUGAUUCGUCGCGUCAUCGCUUCUCGCGUUUCGGCUUCCACCGCUCUCAUGCGCGCCGCCUGGCUCGCAGCUUCUUGCUCAUCUUCAACAAUCCCGAAGACCUCAGCUCAUGGCUGCUUGCGGUGCGUGCUCAGAUCGAGGCCCGUGGUGGGAAGAAGUACGUAUCGGAGAAAUUAUAUGACGAGGAAUUGGAGCAUCAACUGCACCCCAAGACCAGCACGCGACAACUGGUUAAAAGAGAUCCCAACAGAUUUUCCCAGGUUUACCUACAACCGCAGCUGGUUGUCACCGAUUCAAAAGAUGUAAACCGAAGCGACCAGUCCCUCCGGAGCUCGCCUGUUUCGUCCAAUCCCCCGGUCGACAUCCAACCUAACUCGGAAUCUCGCUCCGCGUCGGUAUCUACCACGCAUACAGAAAUGACUGCAGCGAGUGCAGCCCGAGAAAGCGACAGUCGUUGUAUCUACCCAAGAUAUCUGACACACCAGAGUCCUCAGACCAGCUGCGAUCACAGUCGACAGUACCGGGAGCCGGUUAUUCGAAGCACAUCACCGCCGGCCCCGAAUUUCAGCGUGCCCUCAUUCAGUCGAAGAUUUGCUGCGAAAACACCCCGACCCCCUCCCUCCCAGUCCCAUGGGCCUGCCAGCCCUAGUGAAGAGCAUAACUCGACCACUACUGCCCUGUCUUACUUCCCUUCUCCACCAUUAUCUCCAGUCAAGAGCAUAGAUAGUCUUGCGUGGAGCGAGUCGCCAGACCAACACCCAGCAUUUCAGACGCUGCCUAGGAGGCGAUCGCUGCGCGCAUCUAACUCCGAGGCUUCUCUGGCUGACCCCGCGCGGAUGCAGAGCCGCAAGCUUCACCGCAUGUCGAGACUUGCCAGCCGGCACGAUACGGCUGCGUCUGGCACCCCCGAGUCACGACCACUGAGUCUCGUCAGCGACGGAUGUGUAGAAGACGCCAUCCAGCUCCCUGCUCAACUGCCACCAGAACCCGGAAGCACAUCGCACCGCCGGGAACAGCAACGGAACCGAGUCUCCAUGCUUCGCACUGUCGACGGGGACGGCCGCGCUGGCGCAGCUGUGUCACGGCGCAAAAGCCUGCCGGGGCUUGCAAUCGGUCCACCCAGCGCUCCCCCUCCGAACUGCCCGCUGCCUAAAAUUCCAUCCCCGGGCGACGCUCCCACUGCGGCUCUGCCCGACCUGCCUUCCCCUGAUCGAAACUCCUGCAAAUCACCACCAUUGGCUGGUGCGCGUCCGCGUCGGAAAAGCGUCGUGAGCACGAUGCCGCGCAUCGCUCCUGUUCCGCCGCCUCCCAGCAUUGGUUCGCGGCAGUCACAUGUUCUCACAUAG
Messenger RNA from Aspergillus terreus NIH2624, 2289 nucleotides. RefSeq names its product peptidase family M20/M25/M40 protein. Bases 1 to 2289 code for a protein of 762 amino acids. The transcript is spliced from 2 exons. The record is from RefSeq and is a predicted model, not a curated record. NCBI's taxonomy places the organism in Eukaryota, Fungi, Ascomycota, Eurotiomycetes, Eurotiales, Aspergillaceae.